This is a messenger RNA of Helicoverpa zea (corn earworm), 941 nucleotides long. RefSeq names its product attacin-E-like. The record is from RefSeq and is a predicted model, not a curated record. Gene Ontology annotation, biological process: defense response to bacterium. NCBI's taxonomy places the organism in Eukaryota, Metazoa, Arthropoda, Insecta, Lepidoptera, Noctuidae. Bases 35 to 658 code for a protein of 207 amino acids. The transcript is spliced from 4 exons. Gene Ontology annotation, cellular component: extracellular region.
UGGUCAUCAUUUGAUACUCCUGAAGAAAGCAAUCAUGUUCUCUCUGGUUUGCUUAACCCUGCUCGUGGUAAGUGCUUCGGCAUACCCGCAGCUACACGGCAGUACAGUCGUUAACUCUGAUAAAAGUUCAGCAAUAAACGCCCGACUGCCAAUAACUGGUGACGAUAAGAAUAUGCUGAGCGCUGUUGGAGGACUGAACUUCGAUAGGAACAAGCACCUACAAGCUGCUACCGCUGGUCUCGCUUAUGAUAAUGCCCGCGGCCACGGACUCUCACUAACCGACACUCACAUUCCGAACUUCGGUGACAAGCUGACAGCUGCUGGACAUGCGAAUCUGUUCCACAAUGAUAACCAUGAUGUGACUGCCAACGCCUUUGUCACCCGCAACAUGCCUUCCAUACCUCAGGUGCCGAACUUCAACACUGUUGGCGGUGGUCUUGACUAUAUGUACAAGAAUAGAGUGGGAGCUUCACUAGGGGUAGCCCGCACUCCCUUAUUUGAUCGUACGGAUUACUCAGCCACUGGCAAUCUCAACCUGUUCCGCGAUAGAUCCAGUUCUCUGGACUUCAACGCUGGGUUCAGCAAGUCUGUGUCACCCUUUAUGAGGAGUUCGUCUUGGGAGCCAUCCGCUGGUCUUACUUUUAGAAAGUAUUUUUAAAUUUUUGAGUUUUCAUUGUCAAAGAGCAUUUGAAAAAGUUUCUUUUCAGUUUUGUGAUUAAUAUUUUACUACUUUUAAACUAUACAUUCAUUUAUAAAUAGUUAUGUCAUUUGCUUAAGCUUAGUUCUCAUCUCUUCAAUUUUAAGAUGUAAAAUGUGAAACCAAAGUAUUAAUUAGGUAUUUGUAAGUUUGCAUCUUGUGCUAUAUAUUUUAGGAGUAAGUAAAACUUUUGUCAUUUCAUUAUUGUUCAUUUAAAAGACAGAAUAAAAUAAAAUAUAACUAA